ACGGGACCUCUGAGGUUCAGGGGUGUAUCCUGCGCCCUCGUUCCAGAACGAUUUAACCCGCCCGGUAACGUCACUGUACGCUGCAACACGACGCACUGCCUCGUACGCUGGAAACAGCCCAGGACCUAUCAGAAGCUGUCGUACCUGGACUUUCAGUACCAGCUGGACGUCCACAGAAAGAAUACCCAGCCUGGCACUGAAAACCUACCGAUCAAUGUUUCUGGUGAUUUGGAAAAUACAUACAACUUUCCAAGCUCUGAACCCAGAGCAAAACAUGCUGUGAAGAUCAGAGCUGCAGACGUCCGCAUCCUGAACUGGAGUUCUUGGAGUGAAGCCGCUGAAUUUGGUAAGCGCUGGGCGGAGGUAAGGGACGUCUGUGCCUCGGAGCAGACACAGAGGUCAGCGGCUCUGUCCUGGGCGCCGAGACUGAGUUGAGAACAUCGCUAAGAACAGCGUCAGGCUCUGAGUUUAUCGCUGAGGCGCGAAAGGAGGAGAGGGUCUCGAACUCGGUCCCGCAAUAUUGCUUUGCUGAUGUUUUUUCAGGAUGGAUGAGCUACGCUCCUUUAACAACCAGAAAAGGGCCGGGCA
Molecule: messenger RNA, 588 nt
Organism: Piliocolobus tephrosceles (Ugandan red Colobus)
Lineage: Eukaryota; Metazoa; Chordata; Mammalia; Primates; Cercopithecidae
Product: granulocyte-macrophage colony-stimulating factor receptor subunit alpha-like
Exons: 3
Molecular function (GO): protein binding
Source: RefSeq, a predicted model, not a curated record